AUGCUGAGUCUCGCCGCCAAUCUGAGCAAGCUCGGAUCGUACGACGACUCGGUGAGAGAAAAGAACUUCGUCUGGUGGGAAUGGGAAUCACAAAUGUUUGUUUACCAGAGCGGAUCCUGCAGUCGACGCCGAGCGUAAGACAUGCAUUCACAUACAUCAUUUGCCGAGAUGCACCGACAAAGCGACUGUCCCGCCGCUCCAAGUCAGCUACUCCGACCUGCCCAGGUUCCGAUAGGUGAUUGACUGCUAGCAGCCCUCUGUGGCAGGAAGAGCACGGCUUGGAACGGCGUGAAGAGAAUACUUUGAAAAGACCUUGGACUUUCGCCGAGAUGUGGAAACCGAGGAAAUUGAGUCUUGAAGCGCGCGAGAUCAAGAAAGGCUCAAACAGGCAUCGUCACGAUCACGUCGGGCUCAAAGAGUCGGGUGAUGCCGCUUGA
This is a messenger RNA of Ceraceosorus bombacis, 437 nucleotides long. Lineage: Eukaryota; Fungi; Basidiomycota; Exobasidiomycetes; Ceraceosorales; Ceraceosoraceae. The record is from the annotation of a GenBank genome assembly.